AUGAAUAAUGUCUCAACAAUUUCAGUGUUUUUUCUUUCAGGUCUGAAUGAAACGAGUCGGAAUCACAGAUCAGUUCUCUUCUUUUUCAGUUUGAUGUGUUACUGCAUUACUGUCCUUGUAAAUGUUUGUCUUAUUCUGAUCAUCAUCUUGAAUAAUGAACUUCAUGAACCAAUGUAUAUUCUGCUCUGUGCUUUUUGCAUGAAUGCACUGUAUGGAACAGCAGGUUUCUAUCCUAAAUUUCUGUCAGAUCUGCUCUCUCCUGUUCAUGUCAUCUCUUAUUCAGGCUGCCUUCUGCAGGCUCAUGUGUUGUACUCCUUCGCCUGCAGUGAUCUGUCCAUCCUUGCCCUCAUGGCGUAUGACCGGUAUCUGGCUAUAUGUCGACCACUGGAGUACCACUCUGUCAUGUCGGUGCAAAAAGUCAUGAAGCUGGCGUCCUUCUUUUGGUUAACAUCAGUUUUCAUUGUUGCAGUCAAUAUUUUUCUGACAUAUAAGCUAAAGUUAUGCAGUCCAUAUAUUAACAGACUUUUCUGUGUAAAUUGGAGCAUUGUGUCACUGGCGUGUUUCUCUAAUGAAACCUCUAUUAAUGAAAUUGUUGCAAAUAUUACAAUACUAAUUUAUAUUCUUCAUGGUUUCUUCAUUGUUUGGUCAUACAUGUAUAUUAUUAAAAGAUGUGCCAGUUCUAUAGAAAACCGGGCAAAGUUCCUGCAAACAUGUGUGCCACAUUUAAUUUCCUUGUCCACCUUUAUUCUGACUAUUUUGAUUGACAUUAUUAAUAAUCGACUUAGUUCUGCAAAUUUAGCCAAGACUCUGCAAAAUUUUAUUGCGAUGGAAUUUCUUGUCAUUCCUCCCUUGAUGAAUCCACUCAUUUAUGGUUUCAAACUGACCAAAGUUAGAAACAGAAUUAUUACUUUUGUUACUCUCAGAUAUAAAUAA
Molecule: messenger RNA, 933 nt
Organism: Gambusia affinis (western mosquitofish)
Lineage: Eukaryota; Metazoa; Chordata; Actinopteri; Cyprinodontiformes; Poeciliidae
Product: olfactory receptor 1D2-like
Exons: 1
Coding region: 1-933 (310 amino acids)
Biological process (GO): G protein-coupled receptor signaling pathway
Cellular component (GO): membrane
Molecular function (GO): olfactory receptor activity; G protein-coupled receptor activity
Source: RefSeq, a predicted model, not a curated record